AUGGGUUGCAUAUUUAGUAAAACGACCACGGGGAUUCCAACGGUAAAUGGUUCCGUUAAAAAAAGUUCACCUCAGAAUAUUAAAUACACUCAAGAACAAGAUACUUGCACUCAAAUGCCAUCAUCGAUGUUAUUCGAACAGCAAACGAAUAAAAAAGUUAAAGAUGAAGGGCGACCAUCGAAGUCAAAUACAUCAACUACACAACCACAGAUCAAUGAAACGCCAGUCUCAUAUAAUAUCAGACAAGCAACCACAGCACUUGUCACAACUGACAAUAGACCAAUGUCAACUGACUCAACGAAAUCGAUCGUUCAUCAAAAAAUGAUUGUUUCUAAUACGGCAUUAAAUCGAUUACAUAAACUAAAAAGCCAUCAGGAUAUAGAUAGUAUUAGCUCAAUAUCGGCCAAAUUGCAUAAUUUAGUUCAAUUUCGAAAAACUCGUAACGAUGUCGUCGUUGAGUCAUUCAUAUCAAACAAUUCGGAAGAUAUUGUUCCCAAUGACACACCAAGUGAGUCAAAUUCUCAUACUAACGAUGCUACCAGUUCGUCAUCAUUCUUGAGCAAUACUGAAAAGGCAGCUAUGCGACAAGAGGCUUUGAUUAGAUUUAUGUCCGCAAAAUCAAAACAUAAUAGUGCUCAUCUGAAAUUAUCAUUAAAUGAUAACUCCAUUGAUUCAGAUGAAUCCUUUCCAAUUUAUAAAAGUAUCAGUAGUUCAACAGCAUCAAAUGGCGAAGAUUCAUUGAUCCAACAAGAAAUCACCGAUCAAGCUACAAUGGUCGAUAGACUUCCAAUGGAAGGUCAACAAGAAGUUAUUACUAAUGGCAAAUCCAACCAGUCAGAUACGGCAGACUUAAAUUUCGGCACGAAAAAUAAUCCUAGAUCAAAUGACAAAGAAACAAUUUCAGUACCUCGAAUAUCAGUGAUAAAAUCUCUAUCUCCUCGUGUCGUGAUCGAGUCGAAUAUUCAAAAACAAACAAUUGUUUACGAAGUUUCAAGCGAUCCUGAUGAUGUCUAG
Messenger RNA from Rotaria socialis, 1014 nucleotides. NCBI's taxonomy places the organism in Eukaryota, Metazoa, Rotifera, Eurotatoria, Philodinida, Philodinidae. The record is from the annotation of a GenBank genome assembly.